AGAGUGACCUCCCUUUCAGCACUCUUUUGUACUGGAAGAACGGUUUACUGGUAGAACGGGGAGCCGAAAUUCUACAAAUAGUUAUGACGCCGUUUUCACAGUAGCUUUUAAUUGCCAUGGACGACUCGCAUCUACUCCACGUCGCAUCAAGCUUCGGCGAGAAGGAGGAGGUGUUGAAAUUGAUCCGGGCGGGACAUGAUAUCAACGCCGUGGACGAACACAAACGCACACCUGUCACGGUAGCAUGUGAACAAGGGCAUUACGACAUAGUCAACGUCUUAAUAGACGCAGGGUGUGAUUUAAACUGUUCCACUGUCCGCGAAAGUGAUGUUUCCGUGGAAACCCGAAACAGAGCACGAUUGUCAGUAGACGAUGCUGUACUCCGCCGUGCGAGUGAAGCGGAUGAGUCUCUGUCAGGGGAGGCAACUCUGGCUUCUGUGACCGUCUACCCGCCUUUACAUGCAGCAGUAUCAGCUGAAAAUGAGACUAUUGUGAAGGCUUUAAUAAACUCAGGGAGGGUUGACGUAAACUGUAUGUAUUUGAAACAAACGCCAUUGAUUAUUGCAGCCAAAUUAAACUGUCAGAAUAUCGUAGAAAUUUUGACUGAAGCUGGUGCUCAAGUGAACUUCGACAAAAUCGCUGUUACUGACGACGGAGUCAUCACCCCGAUACAUUAUGCUGUCGUUAAUGGAAAUUAUGACAUGGUGAAGUAUUUGAUAGAUCAUGGGGCAAGUUAUAUAACAGAACUGCCUUUAAAUGUGAGAAGCUAUCGUAUUCCAGGUGCAGUGGCCUUGAGGUACUAUGGAUCCCUGAUUGAACUGGCUUGUCAGAACAACCAGCUGGAGAUACUGGUCCUGUUGAUCAACACCUAUGAGAGUGACAUCACAUUUCUGUGCAAGCACUAUGCCUUGCUGUGGAGUUGUCAGAUGGAACACAAAGAGUGUCUGGACAUUUUAUUGCUACGUUUAUACAACACUGAGUGUGAACUCAAUAAUGCACAUUUAGCACAGAAUCACCAGCAAAUUCUCAGAAUAGCUCUGCGUCAAAAUUCAGGGAAAGAUGAAGUUAUUCCACUCCGUCUUCUGGAACAUUUUGGUCCAAAAAUGUUUACAGACUCGACAAGCUAUUACACUACUCUGUACAUUGGUGUAUUAAGAGUUUUUCCAAAGUUUGUUAAGGCAAUGCUUGUCUUUCAUGAAAAAUUCCCAAAGACAGAGGAUGAAGAUUCUGUGAUGGAUAUCUGCUAUUCAGCACUAAAUGGGGUCAACUUGUCAAUCCUGAAGGACCUAUAUGAAGUUGGACUAAUAGAUGUAAAGUACAUUGACCAAACUGGAGAGAAUGCAGCUUUCAAUGUGGUCCAGAGUAGCAGAAGUACAGAAAUAGAUGAGCUGGUACAGUGGCUGUCAGAUUUAGGUGUUGACUUCACCAAGAAGAACAACAAGGGCUUGGAGCCAAUCCACACAGCUGUCGGUGCACGCACAUACAAGACCAUCGCCGCCUUAGUGCGUCAGGGAGUCAACAUUGACUCAAAGACAAGUGAUGGCCAGACACCACUCCACCUGGCCCUCAACACAGGCUGGGAGUUGGAACGGUCAAUUGUGAAGACAUUAUUAGAUGCAGGGGCUGACCCAUGCAUCCAAGACAACCAAGGUCGAACACCGGUCACCAUGUUUGUUUUGUCCUAUUUUAACACGUUUCAUACAGGACAGACAUGGUGCAUGGAGAAGCCAAAUGGCUGGAGGUGGGCGCUGGACCUGCUUGUGGGGAAACUGGGCUGCUUCCUGUAUAAUGUACAUGUCAUAGGUUUUGUGGAACACAGUGACUGGCGGAAGUUGUGGGAGGCUGUGGAUGAGGAGCAUCGAUUGUUGCUGCAGUCGUUCCCGUCACUGCAGACACUGUGCUGGAGCAGGCUUCGGCGAACUCUAGGGGGAAUCCGAUUCUGUGACAAGGUGGAUCAACUACCUCUUCCUCAACCAAUGAAAAUAUUCCUGAAGACAUUUUGAAGGGAUCUUCAGAUUAUAGCAUCAAAUAAGCCAUCCAACUGAUGAGGUUUUCACAGGGUUUACUGUGUCCUCAUCUCAUGAUAACUGUAUGUAUCAUGAUGCUAACUUGUAUUUUCAGAUUGCUUGUGUAAUUUCAGGGAUAAUUUUGAGUUUGAAUGUUGGAACCUGUGUACAUGACAUUCUGUGGAGUGAGCCAUAAAGGUGUUCCCAUGAUAUGAUGGGCCACGGAUCUUUUAUGUUGGUCUCUGCACAAUAGCAGCAGCACACAGUUUUGUAUAUAGAUAGCUGAUGUAAGCAGCAAGAACAUAAUGCUACUGCCAGUAUGUAUCCCAAAUGUCACCUCGUCAGAGAUAACUGAUGCAAGAAUCUGCUUGUGAUGUAUGUGUCUGCAUGGAGCAAUAGUCAUGUAUUCUGGAAUCGGUCAGGACAACUUGCCAUUUAGACAACUCAAAAGAAGUUCUGUGAUAUUAGGGAUUCUGUCAUGCCAUGCUUUUGUGUAAUAUAGUAAGUGAUGUUCAUCAUGUUGCUGUGGGGGAGGCGGUGUAGCCUAGUGGUUAAAGCAUUCGCUUGUCAUGCCGAAGACCCAGGUUCGAUUCCCCACAUGGGUACUAUGUGUGAAGCCCAUUUCUGGUGUCCCCGCUGUGAUAUUGCCGGAAUAUUGCUAAAAGCAGUGUAAAACCAUACUCACUCACUCAUGUGGCAAUAACACAAUGAGUGGUCAUGGUCUGGGGAAGAAGGUGGAUUAAGAAGGAAGGCCAACAAGGAUGUUGUACCUCCAGGUACAGGCUUCAGCUCCUGCUGUCAUUGUGGUCACUGUGGUCACUGGUUGUAAGUUCCACGAGGUUUGCUUGCAUGUCACAGUCAGUUACUACCAGGUAAUCACAACAAUCAAAAGUUUGUCAAUGAUGAGGCAUUCUAGAGAAUGAUAACAACUUCGUAGUUGGUGCAUGUAGAUGCUUGUAUUUCGAUGUAGAUUCUUACACUGUUUUCAGGCUAAAGUGACUCAGCCAACUGAUGAGAUGUGUGUAUGCAGGGUAGGAUCUGACCGGCAGGAGAUUAACAACAACAGGCACUGGAGCACAUAAUUCCAUGGCCAAGUGUUGAAUGCAAACCACUAGCCCCAGUGAGGAAGCCAAAAUACAACAGGAUUAAAAUGUAAACAUGCUGAAUGAAUACUAACUAAACAGCUGAUUUGAGUCUGUUACUUGAUUGACACUUCAUAGCCAGGUACCUGUGAAGGUCCCGGUUAGAAUUGAUCAUCAGUAACCCAGGCUUGUCUCCCAGUGAAGAUCCGGGUUAGAAUUGAUCAUCAGUAACCCAGGCU
Messenger RNA from Haliotis rubra (blacklip abalone), 3327 nucleotides. Its product is annotated as ankyrin-2-like. NCBI's taxonomy places the organism in Eukaryota, Metazoa, Mollusca, Gastropoda, Lepetellida, Haliotidae. The transcript is spliced from 2 exons. The record is from RefSeq and is a predicted model, not a curated record. Gene Ontology annotation, biological process: intracellular signal transduction. Bases 117 to 2003 code for a protein of 628 amino acids. Gene Ontology annotation, molecular function: protein binding.